CACAUACGGUAAAAGGGUUUAGUCUACGUUGCACUUUCAUAAACCCUUAAAGGGUUUAUUAUUCUACCCUUUUUUUUACAGUGUAUUAGAAGAACCACCAAAUUGUAUCACGCAAAAACUAUCAGAAUUUUCAAAAAUGGUGUUCUUAUAGGAAACAGAUUAGUUUCUUAAAAGGGGUUUCUAUUAUGGGAGGGGGUUUAGCGUACCUCAACUUUAAUCUAUAAAUUUAAAGCUAAAACAAGCAUAUUUUCAAGUUUAACUUUCUAAAAAGUCAAAAUUUAAAGUAUAUUUUAUAGAAAAAAAUUUUUCAGAAAAUCUUUCUUGUGUUAAAAUUAUUUUUUGAUGAAACACAAAUAGUUCUGAACAGAAAAUUUCUUUCAAUGAAAGAAUCUAUUUGAACUUUACCUCUUUGGAAUGCAAAUUUUAAUCAUACUUCUUUCAACUUCAAAGUAAAGUUAAGCUGGCAUUCUUGACAAAUACCUAGUUUAUUAAUCAAAAAUAGAUCUGGAACAAAACAUACUCUUAAACUUGUAAUAAAAUUUUCUAAUUGAAUCUGGCGAUCGUUCCGAAGGCACGGCAUACUUCUGUCAUUUUUUGUCAUGUAAGUAGUACAUCUUACACGCUCUGUCAACUAUUCGAUAAAGAGUUUUUAACAAUUAAUUUACAAUGGCCUCUGACUCCUAGCGACUCUCUAGUAGUGUGCAGCUUCGGAUGGAAUUAGGAAUGAAUGUAUUAAAGUGUUUAUAUUGUUUCUUAACUGAGACAACUCCAACAUCAACAGCAUCAGCUUCAUCUUCACUCAAUUACAUGCAUAAAAAUUUUCUUGUGAUCUGACUCAGUAGUUUAAAAUAUUUUUAAUCUGGACCCGGAGCCGGACCCGAUGAGCUCUAACUCGAAACAGUCGAUCGUUUGACAUUUUUCUUUUUUCACCAGUUAUAUAACCAACAAGCAGUCUGUUUAUGUAUAUAUUUUAUAUCAUCAUUGAUUGAAGCUUUAAAAUAACAAUGCUCUAUAUGUGGAUGCGCCAUAUUAAAAACUUUCAUUCCAGAAAAUUCUUCUUUUGUUGUAUUUAUUAAAUUUCGAGUAUCAUCUUAUUCAUCCUCAUCAUCGUAAUCAUCAUUUUAUGAAAGCCAUCAUUAAUACUAAGAUCAGCUGUUUUUCUAUUAUCUUCAUCAUUAUCACCAUCAGCAGCCAUUGACCACAUCAGAUAAUGUACUUCAACAAAUUGCAUCACCAAAUUUGAUACCUAUUAUAGUACCAUCAGAUACAGUACAAUCGAAUUCAACUUCAAGCACAGUAUUUUCUAUAUUCAAAUCAACAGAAGAUGAAACUUAUGAUAUUAAUACGUAUUAA
Messenger RNA from Rotaria socialis, 1353 nucleotides. The record is from the annotation of a GenBank genome assembly. Lineage: Eukaryota; Metazoa; Rotifera; Eurotatoria; Philodinida; Philodinidae.